Messenger RNA from Penicillium macrosclerotiorum, 1332 nucleotides. RefSeq names its product RNA-binding protein. Gene Ontology annotation, molecular function: RNA binding. Gene Ontology annotation, biological process: maturation of LSU-rRNA from tricistronic rRNA transcript (SSU-rRNA, 5.8S rRNA, LSU-rRNA). The record is from RefSeq and is a predicted model, not a curated record. The transcript has 3 exons. Lineage: Eukaryota; Fungi; Ascomycota; Eurotiomycetes; Eurotiales; Aspergillaceae. Bases 1 to 1332 code for a protein of 443 amino acids. Gene Ontology annotation, cellular component: nucleolus.
AUGGCCCCUGAUAAGAAGGGAAACAAGCGCAAGGCGCCCGCCGUCAGCAGCGAUUCGCCCGCGAAAAAAACCAAGAAGGUCGAGGCCAAAGCCGCCGAGACCGCCCAAGAUGCCGCACCGAAGUCGAUUUUGAAGAAGAAGGCCAAUGGAGCUGCUAAGCCUAAGGAGAAGAAGGCCGAGCCUGCCGUGAAGGCCAAUGGCGAGUCUACCCGCCAGGCCAAGCCUCGCAAACGCGCCGCCGACUUCCUCAGCGACGAGGAGAAAGACGAGGCUGCUGCGCCUGCGCCUGUUGCUACUCAGAAGACUGCCAGCAAUAAGAAGUCUAAGAAGGAGGAGACCGUCUCUGCGGCUGCUGAAAAGAAGGCUCCUGCCAACAAAAACACCAAGAAGUCUAAGAAGGUAGAGGAACUUCCAGAGGAAUCCGAGGACGAGCUUGUUGAGUCCGCGGAGAGCGAGGAUGAAGGCGAGGAGCAUAUUGAAGAUGAUCAGACUGCUGCGCUCAUCAAGGGAUUUGAGAGCAGUGAUGAAGAGGAUGAAUCGGGCGACGAAGGAUAUAACGCCGAUAAGCCAGUCCCCAAGAUCCCGAGUACUAAGAAAGCGGAGAAGAAGUUGAAGAAGCUGCAACAGGCUGGUACCACAGAGGAGCCCGGUACCGUCUAUGUUGGUCGCAUCCCCCACGGUUUCUAUGAGCACCAGAUGCGUGCCUACUUCUCUCAGUUUGGCGAAAUCACUCGUCUUCGUCUCUCCCGUAACCGGCUCACCGGCCGGUCAAAGCACUAUGCCUUUGUGGAAUUUGCCUCGACUACUGUCGCCAAGAUCGUCGCCGAGACCAUGGAUAACUACUUGAUGUUCGGUCAUAUUCUGAAGUGCAAGUUUGUUCCCGGCGAGCAGCUUCAUCCUGAGGUCUGGAAGGGUGCCAACCGCCGCUUCAAGGUGACCCCGUGGAACCGCAUCGAGAAGAAGCGUCUCGAGAAGGGCAAGACCCGUGAGCAGUGGACAAAGCGCGUUGAGCAGGAGCAGCGAAAGCGCCUGGCCAAGGCCGAGAAGCUCAAGGCUAUCGGUUACGAGAUUGAUAUUCCUCAGCUGAAGAGCGUGGAGGAUGUCCCCAUCCAGGAGAAAAAGGAGGAUGAGCCCCAGGCUAUUGAGGCCGCUACUGAAGAGCCCGCCAAGGCCAUUGAGGCUCCUGCCCCGACUGAAGAUACCCCCAAGAAGGCCAAGAAGGGCAAGAAGGCAGAGCAAGAAACUCCCAAACAAGAGGCUGUGACAGAGUCGCCUGCUACCAAGACUAAGAAAACAGCCAAGAAGACUGGCAAGUCGAAGGCUAAGGCGUAA